Messenger RNA from Micropterus salmoides (largemouth bass), 1292 nucleotides. It is a transcript of the gene ccdc43, whose product is annotated as coiled-coil domain containing 43. The transcript is spliced from 5 exons. NCBI's taxonomy places the organism in Eukaryota, Metazoa, Chordata, Actinopteri, Centrarchiformes, Centrarchidae. The record is from RefSeq and is a predicted model, not a curated record. Bases 22 to 666 code for a protein of 214 amino acids.
GAAGGACCCCAGAGGGCCAAGAUGGCGGCGCCCGUGUCAGACGCCGGCGAGUUUGAAAGCUGGCUGAAUGAUCGUCUGGACUUAUUAGAAGUGGACCGUGAGGUGUAUGGGGCGUACAUUUUAGGGGUCCUGCAAGAAGAAGAGAGCGACGAGGAAAAAGAAGAUGCGCUUCAAGGAAUUUUAUCCGCAUUUCUGGAUGAGGACACUGUGGAAGAUGUCUGCAAAGAGAUGAUCAAACAGUGGACAGAGUGCCACAGCCGAUCAGCAGCCAAAAGAGAUGCUGAUGAUGCUGAAGUCCAGGCCAUCGCCAGUAUGAUCGAAAAACAAGCUCAGAUUGUGGUGAAACACAAGGAGGUGUCUGAGGAGUCAAAGAAAAGGAAAGAAGCCCUCCUUGCUCAAUACGCUAAUGUAACCGACGAAGAGGAUGAAGCUGAAGAAGAGGAAACAAGCGGAAAUAACUUUACUGGAAAUGAUAAAUCCCUGUUUAAGAACACCAACGUGGAAGAGGUGCUGAACAGACAAAAGCAAAAGCGGGACCAGGCUCGUGAAGAUGCUCAGAAGAAGAAGGAAGGGGACAAGAUGCAGCGUGAGAAGGACAAACUAGCAAAACAAGACAGAAAAGAGAAGGAGAAGAAGCGUACACAAAAAGGUGAACGCAAAAGAUAAAACCAACAGACAGGACAAAUUGUAAGUGAAAACCCUUUCACUUACAAUUACAGGUUUUGUUACAAAUGAAAAGUUAUUGCCUCUUUUCAGCUAAACCGCAUCGACUCAUUCAGUAUGUGAACAUGUCUUCAUCAGACCCCUUCGACCAGAUCCUUAUUACUUUCUGCAACUCAUCAUACACAUCAAGAACAAUGUGAUGGAUGUUUCUUUUUUCUGGAUGCUGAUAGGAGUAGAGACAGACAGAUGUUGUCUAGGAAUAAAUAUCCAAAUCUUUCUAUGAUGAUGACUGAGUCAGUCUUAUGUCGUUGAUUAAAAAAUUGCUUGUUUAAGUUCUGCCAAUAUGUUGUUUCAGAAACAUGCUUUGGCUAAGCCUUGACACAUUUAUUCCUGAAAUGACAAACACAAAUUGGAUUGAUAAUACAAAUGGAGGAAUGCUUGUAAAGCGUCUCAGUCCACAGAUCCACUAAUAUCCUGUUGAUACGUUUUAGUUUUACAGUCUAUGCAUUUUCUGUCUGAAAAUAACUACAAAGGAGAGGUUGAUAAAAUUUUACCUCAGAUGUCAUGUACCAUAAUUUGAAUGUUUAUAAUGGGGUUCAUCUUUUUAAAUUAAUAAAAAAACAAUCAAA